This is a messenger RNA of Crotalus tigris (Tiger rattlesnake), 6349 nucleotides long. It is a transcript of the gene AK9, whose product is annotated as adenylate kinase 9. The record is from RefSeq and is a predicted model, not a curated record. The transcript is spliced from 41 exons. Gene Ontology annotation, biological process: nucleobase-containing compound metabolic process. The coding region runs from base 177 to 5843 and encodes 1888 amino acids. Gene Ontology annotation, molecular function: ATP hydrolysis activity; ATP binding; AMP kinase activity. Gene Ontology annotation, cellular component: cytoplasm; mitochondrion. NCBI's taxonomy places the organism in Eukaryota, Metazoa, Chordata, Lepidosauria, Squamata, Viperidae.
AAAUAAAUAACAGCUCAAAUUUACUAUUAGUCAUCAUACUCCAUGGGACUGGUAAAUAAUUCUAGGAAGAGGCUGUUGGCAAAUCUGGCUGCACAGGAAAACUUUACCAAACUGCUUUUUUUGCUGCAAUUCACAUGGCAGCAAUAUAUUUAUGAGGCUCACAGAUUAUAGAUUGAAUGAUGGCAUCUCCAGAAGAUGAACAACCUUACCCGUUUGUAGAUAUAUAUGAUGAAGAUGAAGCUGACAGAGUCUUCCUUUUGUCCAAGCCUACUUGCUUCGUCAUCCUUGGAAAACCAGGUGUUGGGAAGAAAACAUUAGCUAAAAAAAUAGCCCAAUUUUGGAAGUGCACUCUUGUAGAUGCUUUUGAACUCAUAAAUGAAAACAUAACAGCUGAAACAGAAUACGGACUGAAGUGUAAGGACCUGCUUUACCAAGGUCAAAAUGUUCCUGAAGAGUUGGUGAUAAAGAUGCUUAUGAUCAAGCUGGAAUCUCCAGAGAUUAAUCACUUUGGUUAUGUUCUCUGUGAUUUCCCUUCUCUUUCUGAGGAUUUCAUGUCUACACCAGAACAAAUCGAAGUAAUUAAAAAUUUAAAAUUAAAACCAGAUUUCCUGAUUAAUAUUAAGUGUCCUAACAAUGACUUGUGCCAAAGAAUCACUGGUCAAAGACAGCAGCCUGACACAGGACAUAUAUUCAAAAGAGAAGAUUGGGAUCCUGAUAUUAUUGAAAAGCGUAAGAAAAAGAAGAAAGAAUUACGUAAAAGCGAAGAAGAGGAUGAGGAAGCAGAAGAGGAAGAAGAGGAAGAAGAGUCAAAUGAGGCUGAUCAAAUUAUGUUGACAGAAAUUUUGCCAACUUUAGUACAAAGGCCGGAAGAUUUUAUGGAAAAUGCACAAAAGAGAAUUGAUCUCUAUAAAGAUAUUAUGCUGCGUCCUCUAGAGGAAUUAAUGGCUGAACAGGACUCUCAGUAUCUUUUUGAACUGGAUGGAAACAAGAAUGCAGAUGAACUUUUUAAAUCAGUAAUAACCCGCCUUGAAUCCAUGGGCCAACGUCAUGGAGCUCUUAUAACCAAGCUUCAGAGUGCAGAUGAAGAAAUGUUAGAUGGUCUGGAAAAUGGUGAACUUUUUCGGGUGCUUGCAUCCUAUAAACUUGUAGGCCCUAGACAUCGAUGGCAUCGCAGCAAAUGGGGCCGAGCGUGUCCUGUGGCUUUAAAAGAUGGUGACAUUAUCAUGGGAACUGCAGACAAUGCUGUUAGCUUCUUAGGUAAGAUGUACCUGUUUUCUACAGAAGAAGCAUUGAGACAAUUCAUGCUGAAUCCCCGUUCCUACCUGCUGCCUCCUAUGCCACUUCCACCUUGUAAAGUACUGAUAAUGGGCCCUCCAUUAUCUGGGAAAACAACCCUGUGUGAGUUGCUUGCAAACCAUUAUCAGGGAAAAGUUCUUGACAUGGAAGCUCUACUGAAAAUGCAUUAUGAACAAGCAAGACUAGAACUCAUUGAGCAGACCCGAGCUGAAGCAAUCCUGGUAGGCAUUGCCAGAGUGAAAGAGAAAAUGGAAAUAGAGCAGCAAAUGAGGGAACAAGCUGAACUGUUUGCCCAAGAGUUUGGUGAAAAGGAACUGGAAAAUGAGGAAGAGGACAUUUCCACAGAGGAAAAAAGUUCAGUGCUGCCUAGUGUGUCAACAAUUAGUAGCGCAAAAGAGGGCAGUAUCAUAAAGCAAAGUAGUACAAUAAAAGAAGAAGAUGAGACUGAAGAAAUGUCUUCAUCCCAAUCGGCAGAACAAAUAGCCGACAUCUCAACAGCACAAACAGAGUCGGAGAUCCCUCUCGACCAUCCAGAUAUCCAAGAGGUGGUCCAGAGCGCUAUAGAAGCUGCAAUGCUGUCUCCAAUAACUCUGCCGCCAGAAACCUAUGUGGAAGUAUUAGAAGAAACUAUUGAAGAGCUACAGAAGACAAAUCAAAGAAGAUAUCCAGGAGCUGCAAGUAAAGGAGGAUGGAUAGUGGAUAAUUUUCCUCCAUUGACAGAACACUGGAGUGCUUUGUUAGAAAAAGGAAUCCUACCUGAUAUUGUAAUUUGUUUGAAGAAUUUUGAACAAAAUGGACAGUUGGUACUGCAUAGACUGUACCAAGCACAUAAAGAAGAAAUUGAUGCUAAUAUUAUACAAAGGCUAAUAGACGAUGCUUUGAAAAAGAAACACGAGGAAGAAGAAGCAAAAAGAGAACUGCAAGAAAUGUUAAAACUGCAAGCUGAGGAAUCUGCUGAGGACAGAGGAUCUACAGAGUUUCUGGAAGAUAGCUUUGGAGUUGAAAGAGGCCAACCAGGACAAGCUUAUUCUUCUGAAUCUAAACAGAAAGAAAUGUCUGGAGAAACAGUGCAGUUUGCAGAUCAGAGUGAUGAAGCACAGGCUUCUACAGACUCCAAAGAACAUGAAGAAUCUAAAACAGAAUCAACAGAACCCCUUGAAAGUGAAGAAAAAUCUGUAUCACAAUAUGAAUACCUGAAAAGUAUUGCAUCUGAACUAGGAGUCACAAUGCCUGAGUAUCCUGAAGAUGGUUUUCCAGAUGUAGUAGAAAUGGAUCCAUUUAAAAACAAGGUCAGCCAGUUCCAGAAUAACUGGCAAAAAUUGGAGUCACAUGUUGCAGAAUCACCUUUGGUUCAGAUUACUGAAUUGGAGAUUGAUGGCCAGACUCCAGAAAUGCUGCUUAAUAAGAUUAUGCAAGCUAUGCAACAACCUUUUAAAUAUCAUGGUUGGGAAUUAUCUCCUGAAGAUGAGGAUGAAGAACAAGAAGAUUUGCAGGUUGAAGCAGAGGCUCAGGCAGAAGAAGAAGAAGAGGGUGAUGAAGAAGAGGAAGAAGAGGAAGAAGAUGAAGAAAAAGUUGCUGAGAGGAAGAGACACAUGGGAGAUACAAAGCAUUUCUGUCCAGUGAUUCUGAAGGAAAACUUUAUCCUUUACCCAGGGAUUUCUGAAAAUGCAGCUAAAUAUCGAGAAAAAUACUAUUAUUUUUCAACUCCAGAAAACAGAGAUAAAUUUCUAGAAAAUCCUGAGGAGUAUGUUUCUCACAAUGAGCCAUUAAAAGCUCCUCCUAUAAGAAUAUGUCUGUUGGGGCCACAUGGAGUGGGUAAAACAGGCUGUUCCCGGUGGUUAGCAGAUAAGCUAAACAUUUUUCAUAUUCAGUUUGAAGAACGCUUGCAAGAAUUGCUCAUGCUCAAAACAGGAAAAAGAAUUGGUCUUGAAGAAGAAGAGGAGGAAGAAGAAGGUGAGGGAACACAAGAAUUGGGAGAGUCCACUAUUCCUGAAAAUACACCAGAAUUUGAAUUUGAGAGUGAAGAGGAAAGUAAACAAAUUCAUGAGAAAGAAAUGCAAUUAACAGAUGAGGAAGAGGCAAUCAAGGCCAAUAUAUUAGAAAAUGACCCAAUUCCCAUGGAAGUGCUUGAUAAUAUUGUUCUUGACUGGUGGAUGAAGGAACCAUUUCGAUCUACUGGGUUUAUACUUGAUGGUUUCCCAAGAACAGGAGAAGAAGUCCAGUAUUUAGCAGAGCGCUCACUUUUUCCGGAUAUUGUAGUUUGUCUUGAAGCUGAGGAAGAUGACAUUUCUGACAGACUUUUUACGAAACAAAUAAUAAAAUGGAAAGAGAAACGAACUAAGAAGCUAGAAAAGAAGCUGCAGAUUAAAGAAGUAAAAGCAAAAGUGAGAGAAGAGCAACUUAUUAGAAGACGGGCAGAGCUUCUAACUGAACAAGCAAGGAGGAAAUCAGAGAAUGAGGCGAGGAAGCUUGAAGGUGAAGGUGAAGAUGAAGAUGAAGAUGAAGAAGAAGAUAUUGAAGCUAUUCUGGAAGACGAGUUUCCAAAAGAAGAAGAGGAAGAAGAGGAGGAAGAGCAGGAGAGUGAAGCUACUGAGCGCAUAAAGACUGAGAUUGCAGAGAGAUAUGAAGCAGAUACUGCAAAUGUGCAAACUGUGCAGGAAGAAUUAGAAAAAUUAAACAUACCCCUAAUAACUCUCACUUGCAAACGAAAGCCUCGCAUUGUGCACUACCAAUUAUUUAAAAAGAUAAAAGACCUUGUAGAAAACCGUGAGAGCAUAUUUGAGAAAUGUUAUCCACUAAGUUUUUCACUUGCACGGAAAAUGAUUGUUCUCUCUUAUAAACAUCCAAGCAAUUUUGGCCAGUGGGAUCCUAUCAAGCUAAGUGAAGGAGAUGCAAUCAAGCCCUUUCGAAAUGAUGACACACCAAGUUUUCCAGUUAUUCAUCGAAACUGUAUUUAUUUUUUUACGAGUAAAGAAAAUAGAGAAAAAUUUAUGAAAAAUCCCCUCAAAUAUCUCCGCCAGCCUAAACCUAAGUCAACUGUACCAGUUAAAAUUGCAAUUGUUGGGCCUCCAAAAUCUGGAAAGACAACAGUUGCCAAAAAAUUUGCAGAAACAUAUGGAUUAAUGCGCCUUUCCAUGGGAGAUGCCAUCCGUUCAAUAUUAAACUAUCAGCCAGAAACGGAAUUGGCCCUUGUGCUAAAGUGGCAUCUUCACAAAGGACUGACUGCACCUGAUGAGCUUGCCCUAAGGGCCUUAGAUAUUGCCUUGAUGGAGACUGUGUGUAACACUUCAGGAGUUGUUAUUGAUGGAUACCCAGUUACAAGAAAACAGGUAGACCACUUGGAAGAAAUGAAAAUCAUUCCAAUAAAAAUCUUUGAGUUAGACAUUGAUAUAAAGGAGGUUUUAAGAAGAGCCCUUCUGGAUAAACAAAGUCCUAACAGACCUCCCUACCCACUGCAUGACAGCUCUCAUAUCAUUUCCCUCAAGAACUCCUGUUAUCAGGCGCAAACUGAGGAAAUCAGGCCAUUCUAUGAGGAACAGCACCAGAACUGGUAUAUACUUGAUGCCUCUCACAGCAAAUGGUGGAUCUGGAACAAAAUCCUACAAGAAACUCAAGCAGUUACUAAACAAAUCCAAUUAUAUCUGGAAAGAAUACGGCAAGGAAAAGCUGCCAGUAUUGCUGAUAUGUGUAUCACGCCAAAUGAAUUGCUCUCUCGGCUGGGAGAUUUUGGGCAAUAUUGUCCAGUGAGCCUAGCAGAAAGAGAAGAACUUAUUGAUUGUUCCGAUUCUCCUUCUCUGAAGUUUGCUGCAGAAUUUCGAGGACAUUACUACAAGAUGGCUGGACAGAAGGAGUUAGACAAAUUCCUGAAAACUCCAGAAUUAUAUGUUCCCCCAUUAGCACCUUAUCCUCUUCCUUUACUAAGUAAUUUACCCAAAAGGCUGACCGUAGCAGAUGUGAAAGCUUUAUUUCCCAUGCAAGCUGAAUUGCAAGGCUUCUGCCCAGUCACUUAUCUUGAUGGAAAGCAAAGGUAUGAAGCUCUGGUACCUGGGAACAUUGAAUAUGCUGUACUUUAUCGCAAAAAGCUAUAUAUUUUUGAAAAUGAAGAAAAACUUCAGAAGUUUAUGAGAAAACCAGAAAAAUAUUGGAAACUGACACUUCCACAUAAGCUUCCCCCUUUAAAGGAACCUAUACUGUUGACAGCUCUUCCUCUGACUGGAUACCUUGAGCAGGGUGUGGCUACAGCAUUAAUAAAAGCAAUGAAUGCGGUUGGCUGCUUAAAGCCAAAAUUUCCAUUCCUGACUGUGAAAAGGACUGCAUUGCUAUUCAUAGCCUAUCAUUUAAAAGCAUAUAACCCUAACAGCCCGGACUAUAUAAGAAAGAAGUAUAAAAUGAAGUUGGAACGGUUCAUAGACCAUUGUGAACUUAUCCCAUACCUAGGCAUCAAAAUGACAAAGAAGUACAAGGAGCCUCAAAAUCGGCCUAUUGAUUUUGAUCACAAGUUACAGACUUUCUUGUCUCUCAAAGAUGUGAACCCAAUUUCCUAUUAGUGAAAUACUGCAAAAAUACUGCAAAGUUAUAUACAUGUUUGACUGUAUUCAUGUUUGUUAAAUUAUAUGAAUAUGGUUGUUUAUAUGAUUGUUUUUAGAUCCUGCCUAACUAGAGAAUGGGUCAAGAUAAGCUCAUGUCAUUGGCUUGUUACAAGCCUAAAUAAAAUAAUACUGUAGUUUCCUAUAGGAUGCCUUUCAAAAUGCAGUUUGUAAAACUGAUAGUGUACAAACAUAUUUGUAAAUUGCCCUACAGUCAUAAUUUUGCAAGGAACUUAGUAAAGAUUGUUUUUAAUUAAGUCUACUUCUAAGAAAAUAUGUUUAUAAUUGUGGGUAUAUCAAUAUUCUUCAGUGAUUAAAUAUAGAACUUUAACUGCUGUAACCUAUUUGUUAAAUCAUUAUUGUUUGCCAUUAUUGUACUCUUAAAUAUUUAGUGUGUAUUUAAAUAUAAAGAUCUGAGAUAAUUUGAGAUACUAUGAGAUAUUUCAUAAAUUUGAGAUAAUAUCUUG